CAACCAACAACCAUCAAUCAUCAGCCAUCCCGGUGAUAUUACCACCAUUACGGCUACGACGAAAGCUUCGAUAUUAUCAUCAUGGACCGUUGAGUACCAUGACAGCUCACCGUUCUGAAAGAUGACACCCUUCAAGUUUCCCCCUCCACCUCCACCGCCUCCCCCGUCCUCAAUUCAGCAAGCUCCCAUGAAUGAUGCGCCAACACUCUCAUCAAGCCGCGGAAGAAACGCAAACAAUACCAGCAGUGGUUACGGUCGAGGAUGGCAGACACGUGGGACCAGCCACGCGAAUACCAGACAAGGAAGAGGAGGGAGAGGAGGGAGAGGGUUUUACAACGGAGGUAAACAAGUUUCUCGCCAGGGGCCCGGUAACCGGCAGAUCCACCCACAGUUGCAGUCAACGAUGUCUGAAAGUGACCAGCAGCGUGGUAUGGUUUCGUCCAAUGACAGGAUACCCCAUUGGAACGCUUCCACUCAAGUGCGUUCAUUGAACGAGCAAGCAGGCGAGCCGCGACAAAGCAGCAUUGCGCCCACAGAAACCGGCUCGCCAGAGAGCAACAGAAAACGGAAGCGAACAGUAGAAAGCUCGGGGCGGACGGAACAGCAUCACAAUCAGCGCUCCCAACAAGCACAAUCAAAGCCACCGAAAGCUAAAGCUGCCCCUGCGCCGGCUAUACCAAGUUUCGGCUUCUCUCUACCAUCGCAUCUUAUCACACCAUCGUCGAACGCCGCGGCAGCCAAAGAUGUGAAUACUCUGGGCAAGCAAAGAAUGAAUCUAGGUCUCACGACAAGUGCACCGGAAUCGGAUGGCAGUGACGAUGGAGCCGGUGAGGAUAUUGAUGAAGAAGCGGCAUACGCGCUAUUGCCUGCCUCACAACGCAUGACGUUCGAGCAUGAGGGCCGUACAGUAUCUCUGCAGACCCCGGCUGACAUAGCAGCCUGGAUUGAAGACCGUAGAAAGCAGUAUCCCACGCGCCUGAGGUCACAGGUUAAGGCGCAGGAGAAGGCCGAGAAACGUGCUAGUGAACUUAUGUUCUUGCGCAAGGUGAAAGGUGGGCCAGUUGUUCACAUAAACCCAGAAAAGAGCUUUGGUGAAGUCUCGACCAGAAUAGUGCGCAACCCCGAAAAGAAUGGAACGCACGCUCGCGAAAUCGAUUCCCGAAGUACCUUAACGACUGAGGGGCAGCCGGUUCAAGUUACAGGCAAACCAAAAGUCGAUCUUGGACUUGGGUACGGCACUGACAGUAACUCCGGGGAUGAGAGUUCGGUUCUCUCGGAAUCUUCUGUGGUUUCGAGCUCUGGGGAAUCAGAUGAUGCAGGAUCCGACGAUGAAUCUGAUGAGAAUGAAAUGGAGCCGGAGAAAUUGUCCUCCAAGAUCGUCCCUUGUAAUGCAGUACCCCCACCACCCCCGUCAAGAACUGGGGCUACAGGCAGUGCUGAGAAGGGCCCUCGUGCAUGUCCCCACUGGCUAAGGGGCAACUGCAAGUACAAAGAUCGAUGUAAACUGGCUCACCCACCAAGGGAGGAGAAUAAGAAACUAAGCCUGUACGAAAGAUUGGUGGAACAGGAAAGCGCAAAGACCGAUCGAUAUACACUCGAUGCGAUUAAAUGGCUUGGGCAACAUGGGUUUCUAGGCUGAGGAAUUCUGGUAUAUCGACUUAUUAACUAAAUGAAACUUCGUUUGUUUCCUUUUCGAUUGA
This is a messenger RNA of Aaosphaeria arxii CBS 175.79, 1700 nucleotides long. RefSeq lists its product as uncharacterized. The record is from RefSeq and is a predicted model, not a curated record. Gene Ontology annotation, molecular function: metal ion binding. The annotation marks the transcript as partial. NCBI's taxonomy places the organism in Eukaryota, Fungi, Ascomycota, Dothideomycetes, Pleosporales. The transcript has a single exon.